CACCUCCUGCACAACCUCUCACUCACAAGAUGAUUUAUCAAGCCACAGUAAUUCUGGUUGUGUUGGUCGUCGCCCAUGCCUUCCCUGGCAACUACGGCCCAGUGUAUGCCUCUGUCCCUUUACCUUACGGCUUCAACUACGCCGUGAACGACGCUUACAAGGGAACCAACUUCGGCCAGAGUGAGAAGUCCGACGGGAACAGCGUCUGGGGAUCCUACACCGUCGCCCUCCCCGACGGUCGCAAACAAACCGUGGACUACACAGCUGACCACGGCAGGGGAUUCGUGGCCAAGGUCAGCUUCUCCGGCAAGGCUCAGCACCCCAAAGUUUCUGGUCCUGCCGUCGUCUUCCCUCAAAACGGAGGCGGAUAUCAUUAAAUGACAAAUUCUUCUGAUUCUA
Messenger RNA from Penaeus vannamei (Pacific white shrimp), 399 nucleotides. RefSeq names its product cuticle protein 19-like. NCBI's taxonomy places the organism in Eukaryota, Metazoa, Arthropoda, Malacostraca, Decapoda, Penaeidae. The record is from RefSeq and is a predicted model, not a curated record. Gene Ontology annotation, cellular component: extracellular matrix.